AUAGACACAAUGUAUAUUAUAAAAAAUUAAAAAAAAGAGAAAAAAUAGUAUUGACUGAAGAAUUUAGCAUAAAACUAAUUAAAAAAGUACAUGAAAAUAUGUGUCACAUAGGUAUGAAACAAUUACAAAUAAAAAUUGGAAAACAAUAUACAGCAAAGAAUAUGACAAAAAAUAUCAUGAAUAUAUGUAAAAAUUGCGAGGUCUGUAUAAAAAACAAAAGUAGAGGACAGAUAAAAUAUGGCUUGAUGUCGCAUUUAGGACCUGCUACUAAGCCUUUUGAAAUCGUUUCCAUAGAUACCAUUGGUGGAUUCGGUGGUUCGCGUUCUACAAAAAAAUACCUUCACCUUCUAGUGGAUCACUUUACGCGAUACGCAUAUAUAGUGACCUCGAAGACCCAGAAUGCAAAGGAUUUCAUAAAACUAAUGAACAAUGUAAUAAAAGAUUAUAAAAUUGACAUGGUUUUAUCAGACCAAUAUCCGGGGAUAAAUUCCAAGGAGUUCAAAGAUUUUUUAAACGAAAGAUCAAUACAGCUGAUUUUCACAGCAGUAAAUGCGCCAUUCUCUAACGGUUUGAAUGAGCGUUUAAAUCAAACUCUAGUAAAUAAAAUAAGAUGUGUAAUGAACCAGAAAGAGAAUACGAGUGCUUGGACGACAAUUGCUCAUGAUUGUGUUAACAAAUAUAACAAUACUGAACACACAGUUACUGGUUUCACACCAAGAUACCUUCUGGAAGGCUCAGAUGAUUCAUUGCUACCAGACGAAUUAAAAUUAGACAAAACGGUAGAUGACUGGAUUGAAGAUAAAAAACUUGCAUUCGAAAAUUCAAUUAAAUCUCAUACUUAUAAUAAAAUGAUGAACGACAAGACUAGAACAUACCAUAAAUUUAAUACAGGUGAUAUGGUUUAUGUAGAAAACGGACAUAAAUUAAACAGAAAAAAACUAGAUGAAUUAAAGAUUGGACCUUUUGAAAUCAAAGAAAAAAUUUCAAAUUCCAUAUAUAGAGUUAAUACAGGCCACAAGAAGUUGGAAUCAAACCUAUUUCAUAUAACAAAACUCAUUCCAGCACCAGCAUAAGUAAAAAGAUACAGACAACUGUUAUAGCAUCUAUGAAAAUUUUCUGGAGUGAGAAAAUUUUCUUCCCGUGGAGGGGAGAUGUAAAGAAAUGAGAUUUCUUUGAAUGGUCUACAACUUAUGACUCGGUCGGUAAAGUAGAAGUUCACAUAGCAAGACAACAGAUGGCGUGGCAAACUCCAUAACUGUUCGGCGCGUAGGUGUCAUCCAUCUGUCAUGGCGACUAUGAGAGGUUAUAAACCCGGAGAGUGAAAAUCAAGAAACUAAAUAAUUUAAGGUGUAAAGUGGGAAUCGACAUGCCAAUUAAUAGACUUUGAAUGUCGUUUCUUUGUUUUCAGAGCAACACUUCGUUUAUUUUUGGUUGAUUCCUAACAACCCAUGAGAAUUGUCUUAUAUAUAUAUA
This is a messenger RNA of Leguminivora glycinivorella, 1473 nucleotides long. RefSeq lists its product as uncharacterized. The transcript has 2 exons. NCBI's taxonomy places the organism in Eukaryota, Metazoa, Arthropoda, Insecta, Lepidoptera, Tortricidae. The record is from RefSeq and is a predicted model, not a curated record. The coding region runs from base 99 to 1073 and encodes 324 amino acids. Gene Ontology annotation, biological process: DNA integration. Gene Ontology annotation, molecular function: nucleic acid binding.